GACAACUACAAAACAAUAGAACCUUACUAUUAAACGAGCAGUGAUCUCCUAGUAAGCUUUGUUCUGGUCAAUAGACUCCAGGAAGUACUAAACUUCAAAGCCAUCUCCACCUGCAGGAGUUAAAGGCAGUAGCCCUCAUCCACCAUGAAUGCGCCACCUAGAAUGAUUUGCAUCCUAGUGCUAAGGUUCCUAGCAUUCAGCACAACUCUUUCAGCAGCCAUUGUCAUGGCUACAAGUAAUGAGACACUUUCUUUCUUCACCAACUCUGUUGAAAUAUCGUACAGCAAUUCAACAGCCUACAAGUAUUUUGUGAUUGCAAAUGGCAUCGUAUGCGGCUAUAGCUUUCUUGUUCUCUUACUUCCUUCAGAUAGUUUGCUUUGGCGAUUGGUUGUGGCUUUGGAUGGGGGAAACAACCAAUGGAUAUCAGUAGCAGCGAGGCCGAGUCAUUUGAUGGAGAGCAUGGUGAUGGUGAGGACUAGGCUGCAUAUCUGAGGGGGUGCAGCUUCUUAUGUUUAUUUUUAGCUAUUGAACAAUUUGAAAAUUUUUAUCUGAUAAACAUUUUAUUUUCAAGUCUGUAAUGAUAUAUACACUCUUGUUAUGUUUUUUUAUCUUUUGUAACACAACACUAAAUAUUUCUAUCCAUUACUUGCUUUAUGCUUAA
Malania oleifera is the source of this 661-nucleotide messenger RNA. Its product is annotated as CASP-like protein 1C1. The coding region runs from base 145 to 492 and encodes 115 amino acids. The record is from RefSeq and is a predicted model, not a curated record. The transcript is spliced from 3 exons. NCBI's taxonomy places the organism in Eukaryota, Viridiplantae, Streptophyta, Magnoliopsida, Santalales, Ximeniaceae.